UAUAAGAGAGGGCUUGUACCUGAGCACAUAUAAUCCAGGUUAAACAUAAGGCAGGAAAGUAAUAGCAGUACUUUUAGUAAGUGUGUGCAAAUUACAGCGAAGCCUAUUGUUCGUUCAUGGCUGCACAAUGUUACUAUGCACACAGAGUUCACGAAAACAAAUGUCGACCAUAAUAUAUCUCAGACUACAUCCUGAAAACAAAUACAAUGUACUUGGAUACAAAUGAAAUUGUUAGAAAGAGGUGACAUGUCACACAAUGCGUUUGUAUAUAUUUUACCGAUUAACUCGCUCCACAUUUCCCUGCAAAAAAAAAGCUAGCUCCACAUGAGCUUGGAUACACUGGCUUCCGCUGGUCCACUGCAGCCACCUUUUUUUAUGAGAAAAAAAUUAGAGACAACUUCGGAUAGAUUUUCCCUGCUAAUUAUCAUAUGCAUUUUUUCUCAAGUUCAUUUAGGAUCCGGCUAACAUUCUGUACCCAGGACUAUCAGCAACCAACCUUUUGUGCCCUUGUUCACAACGUGCUAGCCAUAAAGAUGACAAAGCCCUUGUUCUUGCUGCUGCAAACACUCCGUUGCUAUUGGAUUGGGUAGAGAACAUCUGUCACUUAUUCAUGUGCCCGAUCUUAAAGCCACGCAAUGCAUGUUCAAGGUCAAUCUCGGCGGCACCCCUCACAGCCUUAGGGAAACCAAUUUCGAGAGCUUGGCUGCAAAGGAAUUGAGAGUUGGGUCCUCACAUCGACCUGAUCCUUUCGUGCAUCAAUUCUUUUUGAUGCAGGAGAGAUUUCGUGGUUACCUGGUGAUUGUAGGAGGCAAGGCGGCGGGAGCCGGUACAAGUGACAGUGCCAUCACCCUCUUGAGUCGGGGUGACGGAGAAUGCAUCAAGUCGCCAUGGAGGAAGCUUCAGGAAAGGUCACGUGGAAGGAUCGAGCAGGGGUCUAAGGCGACAUAUGCUGUUAGGACGGUAAUGCUGGAAGUAAUUUUUGGUGGAAGUAAUGGUGGUUGAUGAUGGCAAUAAGGGUAGGGG
Molecule: messenger RNA, 1023 nt
Organism: Lolium rigidum
Lineage: Eukaryota; Viridiplantae; Streptophyta; Magnoliopsida; Poales; Poaceae
Exons: 3
Coding region: 640-1002 (120 amino acids)
Source: RefSeq, a predicted model, not a curated record